AUGGGAAACGACAACGAGAAAGUGAGAUUCUUGAUUCAUCUAUUCAAUGGAAGAUGGUUCAUGGUGUUCGCUUCUUUCCUCAUCAUGGCUUGCGCUGGAGCCACAUAUCUCUUUGGUACUUACUCUAAAGACAUCAAGUCUACACUCGGUUACGACCAGACAACGUUAAACUUGUUGGGCUUCUUUAAAGAUCUCGGAGCAAAUGUCGGUGUCAUGUCCGGACUCAUAGCCGAAGUCACACCGACAUGGUUCGUCCUCACCAUCGGAUCAGCAAUGAACUUCGUCGGUUACUUCAUGAUCUGGCUCACCGUUACUGGCAAAGUCGCAAAACCAAAGGUUUGGCAAAUGUGUCUCUACAUUUGCAUCGGAGCUAACUCUCAGAAUUUCGCAAACACAGGAGCUUUGGUUACUUGUGUUAAAAACUUCCCUGAGAGCAGAGGAGUUAUGCUUGGUUUGCUCAAAGGUUACGUUGGUUUAAGCGGAGCGAUCAUGACGCAGCUUUACUUGGCGAUUUAUGGUAACGACUCAAAGUCUUUGAUCCUGUUGAUAGCAUGGUUACCUGCUGUGGUCUCGCUUGUGUUUGUGUAUUCGAUAAGAGAGAAGAAAGUUGUGAGGCAGAGGAAUGAGUUAAGCGUGUUUUACAACUUUCUUUACCUCUCUAUAUUCUUGGCUCUGUUCUUGAUGGCUAUGAACAUCGCUGAGAAGCAAGUUCACUUCACGAAAGCCGCUUACACGGCAAGCGCUACCAUCUGCUGUGUUCUGCUCUUUGUGCCUCUAACGGUUGCGGUUAAGCAAGAGAUCGAUGUGUGGAACAUGAAAAAGUUGCCUGUCAAAGAGCCUAGCGAGGUCAAGAUUGAGAAACCAAAGAAAGAAGUUGAUCUUGUUCAGGACAAAACCGCAAAGGCGGAUCAAGAAGAGAAAGAGUCGAAAUCUUGUUUCUUGACUGUGUUUUCUCCACCGUCAAGAGGAGAAGAUUACACAAUACUACAAGCAUUGUUCAGCAUCGACAUGAUCAUCCUUUUCGUCGCGACUUUCUGCGGUUUAGGAUCGAGUUUAACCGCCGUAGACAACCUAGGACAGAUCGGAGAGUCACUCGGCUAUCCGAACCACACGGUGAGCUCCUUUGUGUCUCUAGUCAGCAUAUGGAACUACUUCGGUCGAGUUUUCUCGGGUUUUGUCUCGGAAUACUUGCUUGCCAAGUAUAAGCUGCCAAGACCGCUCAUGAUGACACUAGUCCUCUUGUUAAGCUGCGCGGGUCACCUUCUCAUCGCGUUCCCAGUACCUGGCUCGGUGUACAUAGCCUCCAUUCUAAUGGGAUUCUCGUUCGGCGCGCAGCUUCCUUUGCUCUUUGCUAUCAUCUCCGAGCUAUUUGGACUCAAGUACUACUCUACAUUGUUCAACUGUGGUCAGCUCGCUAGCCCGCUCGGUUCUUACAUCUUGAACGUUCGUGUCACGGGAAUGCUCUACGAUAGAGAGGCCAUGAAGCAGUUAACAGCUCGUGGGCUAACGAGAAAAGAUGUUAAGGACUUGACUUGCUUAGGAAGUCAAUGUUAUAAGCUGCCGUUUGUGAUUUUGGCUGCUGUGACUUUCUUUGGUGCGGUUGUGGCUUUGGGAUUAGCGAUAAGGACGAGGGAGUUUUACAAAGGUGAUAUUUACAAGAAGUUUAGGGAGAGUUCUGAAUCGGAUUCUGAAUUGGUUGUUUCUGAUUCAAGAAAGUCUUGA
Messenger RNA from Microthlaspi erraticum, 1722 nucleotides. The record is from the annotation of a GenBank genome assembly. NCBI's taxonomy places the organism in Eukaryota, Viridiplantae, Streptophyta, Magnoliopsida, Brassicales, Brassicaceae.